This is a messenger RNA of Leopardus geoffroyi (Geoffroy's cat), 2786 nucleotides long. RefSeq names its product HORMA domain containing 1 (gene HORMAD1). The record is from RefSeq and is a predicted model, not a curated record. The coding region runs from base 694 to 2217 and encodes 507 amino acids. The transcript has 15 exons. NCBI's taxonomy places the organism in Eukaryota, Metazoa, Chordata, Mammalia, Carnivora, Felidae.
ACUCUUUAAAAAAAAUAAGUAAAAUUGGAGUAAUACUUAUGUCUUCUUCACAAGGCUCUUAGAAUAAGCGAAGUAGGAGAAAGAAGUGAAUUUUGAAAGCCAUUUGUAAACUUGACCUGUGAGAGAACUAUAGAGCAAAAUAAUUACUAAACCAGGGGAUUUGAAUAUUGAAUUUGCGUGGGGCCAACGGGGAGCUUGAACUCAUGAUCCUGAGAUCAAGCCCUGAGCGGCGAUCAAGAGUGGAAUGCUCUCGGACCGAGCCACCCAGGUUCCCCAGAUACUGAAUAUUUUUCAUUGAAAACAAGAUUCUAGACUUCAUUCCUCUAACUGACUUUGGGCAAAUCUUUUCAUCUUUUCAUACAGACACAUCUAAGUUAAUGAAUAAUUAUGAAAUGUUUAUACCGAUAACACAAUUUAUUUGGUUAUAUAACAAUUAGUAAACAAUUUGUACUCUUCGACAAUGUCCAACUACCUACCAGCUCUGAUCGUGUUUGUAAAUGCGACAUUAACUACAUUAGUAGCUAUGCACUGUCCCCACCGACAGCGCAGCGGAAAUAACUAAGUAGGCCACUGCAAGAGCAACUGGCUUCCUGAAGACACAGGAGACUAAGGUGGGAGUGCAAUACAUAUGUGGUAGAUCGAAUAACAAAAGCAAAAGUUCGAAACCGAUCGGAAAUUAACAGGAUUCAUUAAAUGACGGCCGAGAACACUUGGGUCACCGUAGGAAAGCUUUGUUAUUUCGGGAAGCUUGGCACACGCCAUUACUUAACGUUACCCUGCUGGCAAUCGGGCCUUUCUCUGGCUGAGACGAGCUCUUCGGCCGGUUGGGGUUCCCAGCGCGCCUUGCGCGGCUCUUGGCGGGAAAGCGACGGUGGGGGGAUCACACGGCCCUGUAAGCGCCUCCGCGGGCGACCGUUAAAGGAAGGCGCCUGCGCGUCAGGCGAAGCGCGCGCCGCGCGGUGCCAGGUUUCCCAGCGGCUGGCGCCCCUCAGACCUUACGUUGAAUUAAGGAAAAGACUUUCCCAGAAGAUGGCCACUGCGCAAUUACAGAGGACUUCCAUGAGUGCAUUGGUAUUUCCCAAUAAGACAUCAACAGAGCAGCAGUCUUUAGUGUUAGUGAAGAGGCUCCUAGCAGUUUCAGUAUCCUGCAUCACCUAUUUGAGAGGAAUAUUUCCAGAAUGUGCUUAUGGAACAAGAUAUCUAGAUGAUCUUUGUGUGAAAAUUCUGAGAGAAGAUAAAAACUGUCCAGGAUCUACACAGUUAGUGAAGUGGAUGCUAGGAUGCUAUGAUGCUUUACAAAAAAAAUACCUAAGGAUGGUUGUUCUAGCUGUAUACACCAAUCCAGAAGACCCUCAGACAAUUUCAGAAUGUUACCAAUUUAAGUUCAAGUACAGUAAUAAUGGACCAGUCAUGGACUUCAUAAGUAAAAACCAAAGCAACGAUUCCAACAUGUCAUCUGCUGACACCAAGAAAGCAAGUAUUCUCCUCAUUCGCAAGAUUUAUAUUCUAAUGCAAAAUCUGGGACCUUUACCUAAUGAUGUUUGUUUGACUAUGAAACUUUUUUACUACGAUGAAGUUACACCCCCAGAUUACCAGCCUCCCGGUUUUAAGGAUGGUGAUUGUGAAGGAGUGAUAUUUGAAGGGGAGCCUAUGUACUUAAAUGUGGGAGAAGUUCCAACACCUUUUCACACCUUCAAAGUAAAAGUGACUACUGAAAAAGAACGAAUGGAAAAUAUUGAUUCAGCUAUUUUAUCACCAAAACAAUUAAAAACACCACUUCAGAAAAUUCUCAUGGACAAAGAUGAUCGAGAAGAUGAACAGGAGCAUUAUAUAAGUGAUGAUUUUGACAUUGAAACUAAAAUGGAAGAGCAGAAAAAAAACCCUGGAUCUUCUGAACUUGGAGAAUCAAGUUCAGUUUGUGAGGAAGAUGAAAUUAUGAGAUCUAAGGAAAGUCCAGAUCUUUCGAUUUCUCAUUGUCAGUUUGAACAGUUAGUCAGUAAAACAUCUGAACUUGAUGUAUCUGAAAGCAAAACAAGAAGUGGAAAAAUCUUUCAGAAUAAAAUGGCUAAUGGAAAUCAGCCAGUAAAAUCUUCUAAGGAAAAUCGGAAGAGAAAUCAACUCAAAUCUGGGAAAACAGUCCUUCAUCACUUUGAUACUUCUAGUCAAGAGUCAGUGCCAAAAAGAAGAAAGUUUAGUGAACCAAAGGAACAUAUAUGAAAAUUAAUUCUUCUGCAUGUUUGCAAAGUUCUCAACAUUUAAACUAAAGGACACUGUAUUACUAUUUUAAUGUGUAUUUGCCCUACCUGUGAAAAAUUAUAUAUGGUCUUAAGCAGUUAGUACACUAAAAUGAAUUUUUAGGUGACUAUCAUAUUAUCUGAGACAAUCCAAGAGAACUUUUGUGUAAAAUCAAAAGUACCAAUGUCAUAAUUGAUUUUGUUCAUCAUCUGUUCAAUAUUGAUCUAUCUUACAUUUUGAUGAAUACUGCUUUUAAACGUAUAUUAACUUUUAAGUCAAUUUUAAAAACGUUUAUUUUGUUACUAAAUUUUGGUAGGAAUUUACUUUUUACUUACGUUAAAACUAUACCACUUAACUGUUUGUCACUGUCAUUAAAACCGUAUUCUUCAGUACUUUGACUACUGAAUAGAGUGUAUUAACAUGGUAAUAUAUAACAUACCAUUAAAAAUUGGUUAUCUUUUUAACAUUUUUGUACUUGAAGACAAAAAUGAGGACUGAUUUUUAAGGUCUGGCAUUUUUGGCAGCAUAAAUAAAAUAUUGUUCAGCAUCUA